AUGCUGUCGUCAUCCUUCCUCUGGGCCGCGCUCUCCGUGGCGAGCGUCGUUUCCGCCGCGCCGGUGGAUGUUCUCGAGAAGCGCGCCGUCAUCGCCCACGACGCUGUCGUCGGCUUUGCACAGACGGUCCCGAGCGGCACGUUGGGCGAGCUGUAUCUCAAGUACAAGCCUUACCUCUACGUGGUGAACGGAUGCGUGCCCUUCCCGGCUGUGGACGCCGAGGGCAACACGAGCGGUGGCCUCUCCCCCAGCGGCGACCCCUCGGGCGACUGCGACAGCAGCACGGGGCAGGUCUACGCGCGAGCAACGACCUACAACGACGCCUUUGCCAUCAUGUACGCGUGGUACAUGCCGAAAGACUCUCCCUCAUCCGGUCUCGGCCACCGGCACGACUGGGAAGGCAUCGUCGUCUGGCUCUCGGGGGAAUCCACGUCCGCCACCCUUCUCGGCGUCGCCGCCUCUGCCCACGGCGACUUCAGCACCACGACGAGCCCCAAUCUCAGCGGCACAAGCCCGCUGAUCAGGUACUACAGCGUGUGGCCGGUCAAUCACCAGCUCGGCUUCACGAGCACAGUCGGAGGCCAGCAGCCGCUGAUCGCGUACGAUAGCUUGACGGACGCGGCGAGGACGGCGCUGGAGGAUACGGAUUUCGGAGACGCGAAUGUGCCGUUCAAGGAUGCGAACUUUGAGAACAACUUGGCCAAGGCUGCGUUGUAA
Lasiodiplodia theobromae is the source of this 717-nucleotide messenger RNA. RefSeq names its product Necrosis inducing protein. Lineage: Eukaryota; Fungi; Ascomycota; Dothideomycetes; Botryosphaeriales; Botryosphaeriaceae. The record is from RefSeq and is a predicted model, not a curated record. The coding region runs from base 1 to 717 and encodes 238 amino acids. The transcript is spliced from 2 exons.